UUGACAGCUGACAAAAGGAAGAAAAUUUCUUUUACAAAUGGCUGGCGCUGUUUAGCACACGCUUUUGCCACAUAAAUAUCGUUUUUAUUGUGAAAAAAGGCGAAUUUCGAGGAGAAUAUAUUAACAAUGUCUGAUAAUUGGGGUGACGAUUCAGUGGUGGCUUCGGCCCCGAAAAUCGCUGAAUUGCCUGAAAUAAGGCUUUUCGCCAAAUGGAACUGCGACGACGUACAAGUUUCCGAUAUUUCUUUACAUGACUACAUUGCAGUAAAAGAAAAGAAUGCAAAAUAUUUGCCCCAUUCGGCCGGUCGUUAUGCUGCAAAACGUUUCCGUAAGGCCCAGUGCCCCAUCGUGGAACGUUUGACCAAUUCCUUGAUGAUGCACGGUAGAAACAAUGGUAAAAAAUUAAUGGCAGUACGCAUUGUCAAGCACGCAUUUGAAAUUAUUCAUUUGCUUACUGGAGAAAACCCAUUACAGAUUUUGGUAACAGCCAUCAUUAAUUCUGGACCUCGUGAAGACUCUACCCGUAUCGGUAGAGCAGGUACAGUAAGAAGACAAGCUGUAGAUGUGUCUCCUUUGAGGAGAGUCAACCAGGCAAUUUGGUUGUUGUGCACUGGUGCUCGUGAAGCUGCAUUCAGAAACAUCAAGACCAUUGCCGAGUGUCUGGCCGAUGAGUUGAUUAAUGCUGCUAAGGGUUCGUCAAAUUCCUAUGCCAUCAAGAAAAAGGACGAAUUGGAAAGAGUGGCCAAGUCUAACCGUUAAGAAAUUCUGUAUUAUUAUUACGGAAAUACAUUUCUAAAAAAUUUAAAUGGUGUUUUGCUGUCCUUAAAAUUGUAAAUUGUG
Molecule: messenger RNA, 840 nt
Organism: Ceutorhynchus assimilis (cabbage seed weevil)
Lineage: Eukaryota; Metazoa; Arthropoda; Insecta; Coleoptera; Curculionidae
Source: the annotation of a GenBank genome assembly